ACGCCAUUAACUGCGUCUAAUCAUCAUUCCACUACGGCCGAUCGAUCAAUGAUUCGUUUCUUUCUUCUAUUAAAGAAGCUAUCUUCGAUAUUUUUUAAUUUGAUUUCGGUCCUUAUGUCGAUUAUUAUUUGAACGUCGAUUCUUUCUCUCGUAUUGCCAUCUAUCGAGUCUGAGACAUAAACUGUAUGAAUCUGUGCGUGAGUGAGACGCUGAAUGGUGAAAAGAAUUUCUACGAGUGAUCGAUCAGAAUCGUGCACAUAGGUGCGCUAUGCCCAAUAUGUGGCGUUUCCGCUCGCUAGUCUAAACUCCUGUCAUUUCUGUCUAUUGUAUUUACCGUAAUCUCAAUCUCGAUCUCAUUGCCAUAAGCCAAACGAAUUUUUGCCGUUCACUUCGGCUCAAACUUACGUAGAAAAUCACUUACGUGAUAAAGGCAGCACGACACAAUGGUGAAAUAUUAUGAACACAUUAUGGUUUUUCAAUUCGAUUGGACCCAAGUCGCACGAGGUUUCUUUCAACGAUAUCCGAAUCCUCACAGUGCACAUGUCCUUAGUGAAGAUACAAUAUCGAGGGAAGUCAGAAAUGGAAAGCUCUAUUCCAAACGGUUGCUAACGAAAACUAACAGGGUGCCAAAAUGGGGAGAAAGAUUCAUUAGUAAAAAUAUUGUCAAGAUUGUGGAGGAGAGUAUUGUUGAUCCAGAAACAAGAACCUUAACUACUUACACAAGGAACUUAGGAUAUACCAAAGUUAUGAGUAUUGUUGAGAAAGUAGUUUAUCAGAUCUCUGAAGAAAAUCCAGAAUGGACAGUUGCCAAGAGGUCAGCAUGGAUUGACAGUCAGGUCUUUGGAUUCAGCCGAGCGAUUCAAGCUUUUGGAUUGGAUCGAUUUAAAAAGAACUGUUCUAAAAUGUCGGAAGGCUUUAAUUAUGUUCUUACAAAUAUGUUUCCUCAGAGAGCUCAGUUUAUAAAUCCCCAACUUUCUCAGACAAGUUUUUCCAUGCAAGCUGGCCAUAGCACCACAGAUGAUGGCAUUACUCAAGCAAAACCAAGUCUUGCAGAGGAUUUCCAACAUUCUUUGCAAGGUAGAGCAGAGAAGGUAAAAGAUGCUGCUAAAAAAGCUACAGAUUUGGCGAAACAAAAGGCAGGGCCCAUAUAUGCAGCUUAUCAGUCAAAUCAGUCAUAAACUUGGUGUGUCUCCAUGUAGGCAAUGACUGUGGUUUAUUGGUAUGAGUAAUGCCAUUUAAAUGUCUACUAAUAACAUGGGUAUUAUUGUAAUGUAUCUUAGACUGUAUCAAGGUAAAACUUUGAAGAUUAAUUUGAUAAUGGACGGAUUAGUCAGUGAGUUGAAUGUGAGAUAAAUAUAGAGUCAGGAGGUCGUUUGAUAAACAACUGAAAGUUGAGGUGUAAGAUUUACUGCGAUUCGCUGAGAUUGAUAGAUUUGCAAGCAGAAUGUAAUACAUGCGUAAUAUUCUUGAAAAAUCGCGACGGAUCUAUGUCUCGUAUGUUAUCAUUCCUUUUAACUGCCAGAUCGCUAAUAGUGCUGUCAAAUGUGAUUUAUGCAAACUAGAAUGCGCAUUAAAUUACUUAUUUUUUAUGUGCAAGACGGUAUUUUCUAGCUUUUUAAUCAUUUCCGCGCAAUAUUUCUUUUCAUAAGAUAAACAAGAGAGGCAUUACAUGUAUUACAUGUAUUUACAAACACAUAUGCAGUGUUGUAUUCAUGUCGAUCAUUGUUCGUAUUCAUAUGGCAAUUAACAAUUGCAAAGGAUUAAGCAUUUUACAGUUGUUAAAGAAAUUUUUUAGUCACAUAUAUACAGACAAAUUCAGAAGAAUAUAAUUUCCACUGUAAAUUAUUCUGUUAUUAAUGCAUUAUUUUUUCUUAAUACAUCCCACCGAUACAAAUAACGUGUCGAUUAAAACGCCAGAAAACCUGAUUAUGUCAACGCAUAUCUUAGAUGUCACAAUCUAAAUUUGAUCUUAAUCGUGCAUAUUACGUGCGUGUAGAAUCGUCUGUAUAAACUAAUCGACAAUGUCCCACUUGUGUUGUAAAUAAUCAAAACAAACAUUAAAAUGUCGAGCGGAAUUUUGUCACUAUUCCUAAUAGGAUCAAAGAAGAAAUAAUUUUUAAUUUUAAUUUUAGAUGAACUAUCUUGUAUUUAAGGUUUUUUUUUUUUUUUUUACAGUGCCGUAUAAUAUCGUACCUAUUUUUGAUGUUUAGUUUAAAUUAGCACAAUUGUGAAAGUGCUUUUAACGGUUUAAAAGAUUGUUGCACAAAAUGUGUAUCCUAAGACGUUCCUCAAUUUUUAAGUUGUUUCAAUGAGUGAACGAUCAAAACUUUAAUUGUAUGUCGCAUAUUCUAUCGUCAGUCAAAUUAAAUGUUUAUAUAUUUGUUUCGAGAAUGAAUCAAUAAUAUUUGUUAUUAUACAAUAUCGUGUUAAAUUCAGUCUAGUUUCAUGGCAAAUAAUAAUGUUUUGAAGCUUCAGAAACGUCAGAAAGAAUAACAAUAUAUAUUUUACAAAUACACCGGUGAAACUAGCCACUAUUCUCCAUGUGUUUGCAUAUAUAUACAUAUAUGUAUUUAUAUGUACUUUUAUGUACGUAUUAUACAAGGUAAAAAAAGAAAAGUCGGUAAUUAUGUAUAUAUAGAGAAAAGAAUUUGAGUUGUAACAUAAUAUAUAUGAUACGUUCUACGAUGAUAGCUUUAAGAUUAAUAUGCAGCAUAGCUAUAUGUAUAUAGUAUCAGUUUUUUAAAGUUACAUGUACACUACUUCGUCCACAUAGAUGCGUAUAUAAAUGUUAAGUAAAAAAUUUCAUAUGACAGUAACAUAUGUUUCGAAGGUGAAAUCUUAUCCGAAAUCCAUAUACAGAGCGCCCCCAUGGUUUAUGAUCUUAACUCGAACAUCGUGCUCCUGACCUCAAAAGAAGGUGAAAGACCAAGUGUUUAUUAAGUAACUUCGUUCGCGCAUGUACGACGAUGACGACAUUUAUAUAUAUAUAUAUAUAUAUAUAUAUAUAGAAAGAUCGCUAUACGCAAUACGGAUAUCCCCGCCAGUUGCAAGCGAUUGGGGAUGCCCAUAUAUUUUUCCAUAUUAAUAUCGUUUUCAAUGAUGCAAGAUGAUACUCAGGAGCGUAUAUAUAUAUAUAUAUUUUACCGUAUCUUGUUACAUUUCAUCGCGAUAUAUCUUUGUUAUUAAGCGCAUCGCAGAAAAGGGUUGGGUAAUGUUAAAUUAUGUACGGAGAGAUUUCUGUUUAGACGAUAUAAUUUAUAAGUAGUUAUAAUAAACUAUCCAUUAAAUAA
This is a messenger RNA of Dinoponera quadriceps, 3290 nucleotides long. RefSeq names its product PRELI domain-containing protein 1, mitochondrial (gene prel). The coding region runs from base 444 to 1178 and encodes 244 amino acids. Gene Ontology annotation, cellular component: mitochondrial intermembrane space. Gene Ontology annotation, biological process: phospholipid transport. The transcript is spliced from 3 exons. Lineage: Eukaryota; Metazoa; Arthropoda; Insecta; Hymenoptera; Formicidae. The record is from RefSeq and is a predicted model, not a curated record. Gene Ontology annotation, molecular function: phosphatidic acid transfer activity.